AUGAGUCUGCAACAGAUCUCCUGGAAGGGUACUGAAAAUUCCGCUGUAAUUAUGCCAUUUGUAUUAGCGGUAAUGACUAGCAUUAGAUGGAAGGGAUGUAGCGUUGCUUGUGGAUCCAGAGCGAUGAGGAUGUGGGAAAGAUUUUAUCUAGCUGCUGGAGGUGGGAGUCCCGGCCUCCGGGCAGGUCAAAUAGUCAUCCCAGUUAAUCUUCUCAGAUUUGCCUCAGUUGCUCGCGGUAGCGGGAGGCCUAUAAUUGGCCGAGAGAACUCUCCUCCCCUCUCGCCAUGCCAAGUCAUCUUAGCGUAG
Nezara viridula (southern green stink bug) is the source of this 306-nucleotide messenger RNA. The record is from the annotation of a GenBank genome assembly. Lineage: Eukaryota; Metazoa; Arthropoda; Insecta; Hemiptera; Pentatomidae.